CCGGAGGAGGAACCGCAGUCCCGGCCCGGCGCCGCCCCGGAAGCAGCGGGGAAGGCGGCGGUGCCGCCAUGGGCCGGGCAGUGACCGUGGCCACCUGCGCCCUCAACCAGUGGGCUCUGGACUUUGAGGGCAACCUGGAGAGGAUUUUCAGAAGUAUCGACAUCGCCAAGAGCAAAGGAGCUCGGUACCGGCUUGGGCCAGAGCUCGAAAUCUGUGGUUAUGGCUGCUCAGAUCACUAUUAUGAGUCAGACACACUCUUGCAUUCGUUUCAAGUUCUGGAAAAGCUCUUGCAGUCUCCAGCUACCCAAGACAUUAUCUGUGAUGUGGGAAUGCCUGUUCUGCACAGAAAUGUUCGUUACAAUUGUCGAGUGAUCUUUUUAAAUAAGAAGAUUCUUCUGAUCAGACCAAAAAUAUCACUGGCAAAUGCAGGAAACUACAGGGAACUUAGAUGGUUCACCCCAUGGAGCAAAGCAAGGCAUGUGGAGGAAUAUUUUCUACCCAGGAUAAUUCAGGAAGUGACCGGACAGGAAACUGUUCCUUUUGGUGAUGCAGUGCUAGCAACCAAAGAUACCUGCCUAGGGGCAGAAAUAUGUGAAGAACUCUGGGCACCAAACAGCCCUCACAUUGAGAUGGGACUGGAUGGUGUGGAAAUUUUCACCAACUCUUCCGGGAGUCACCACAUGCUGCGGAAGGCUCACGCCCGCGUGGACCUGGUGAAUUCUGCCACAGCAAAGAAUGGUGGAAUAUACAUUUUAGCAAACCAGAAAGGCUGUGAUGGUGAUCGUCUGUAUUACGAUGGCUGUGCCAUGAUUUCCAUGAAUGGAGAAACAGUUGCACAAGGAACCCAGUUUUCACUCGAUGAUGUGGAGGUGCUGGUUGCCACCCUGGACCUGGAGGAUGUUCGAAGUUACAGAGCAGAGAUCUCAUCUCGUAACUUGGCGGCAAGUAAAGUGAAUCCUUAUCCCAGGGUCAAAGUGAACUUUGCUCUGUCGUGUCCUGAUGAUGUAGCUGUUCCUACCUGUAUGCCAAUCCAGUGGAGACACCACAGUCCUGAGGAGGAGAUCAGCCUUGGACCUGCAUGUUGGCUCUGGGACUAUUUAAGGCGCAGCAAACAGGCAGGGUUUCUCCUACCUCUGAGUGGUGGAAUUGACAGCUCUGCCACAGCUUGCAUAGUGUAUUCCAUGUGUCACCAGGUUUGCCUGGCAGUCAAGAAUGGCAAUGCAGAUGUGCUGGCUGAUGCACGCAGGAUUGUGAAUGAUGAGACCUACAUCCCUGAGGAUCCUCGGGAAUUCUGCAAGCGUGUCUUCACCACGUGCUACAUGGCUAGUGAGAAUUCCUCCCAGGAUACCUGCAACAGGGCCAAGCUGCUGGCUGAGCAAAUAGGCAGCUACCACAUCAACCUGAACAUCGAUGCGGCUGUGAAGGCUGUUGUGGGGAUCUUCAGCGUGGUGACAGGUCGAACUCCACGGUUUUCUGUCCAUGGAGGGAGCAGCAGAGAGAACCUGGCACUCCAGAAUGUGCAGGCUAGAAUAAGAAUGGUCCUCGCCUACCUGUUUGCUCAGCUGACACUGUGGGCUCGUGGCAUGCCAGGGGGACUGCUGGUGCUGGGAUCAGCCAAUGUGGAUGAAAGUCUCCGUGGUUACUUGACCAAGUACGACUGCUCCAGUGCCGAUAUCAACCCCAUCGGUGGCAUCAGCAAGACUGAUUUGAAGAACUUCAUUCAGUACUGCAUUGAAAACUUCCAGCUCACGGCCCUCAGGAGUAUCAUGUCAGCUCCACCCACUGCGGAGUUGGAGCCCCUGGUGGAUGGACAAGUGGCUCAAACUGAUGAGGCAGAUAUGGGGAUGACAUACGCAGAGCUCUCAGUCUAUGGGAAAUUAAGGAAAAUUGCAAAGGCUGGACCAUACAGUAUGUUCUGUAAGCUGAUUAAUAUGUGGAAGGAAAUUUGUACUCCGAGAGAGGUGGCAUCCAAGGUUAAGCAUUUCUUCAGGAUGUAUUCGGUGAACAGGCACAAAAUGACCACCCUCACCCCUUGCUACCACGCUGAGAACUACAGUCCAGAUGACAACCGCUUUGACCUGAGGCCCUUUCUCUACAACACCUCCUGGUCCUGGCAGUUCAGGUGUAUAGACAAACAGGUAUCCAAGCUAGAAAAAAAGGAAGGAAUUUCUGUAGCUGAGGAUGUGGACUGACUUCUUGUCUUGUUUAACUCUGGUAACUGAUUUGCCAAACAGAAUGUUCAAAACUGGAUUAUACUGUGAUAAUGAGCAGGAAUGACCUGCUUAACAGUUCUUUAGCUGACCAUUGUAAUCAAUUUUUUUAAAUGACUCCCUGUUUUACUCUCAACAUACUUCAACAGUAGUUUGGGUAAGGAAAAAUUUAUUAAGGAUUUUCUUCAACUUCUUGAGUUAAUUGCCUUUAAUUUAAAAGAAUUGGAUAAUGAUAAAUAAAUCCAGGGUAGUCUUUUGUUUGGUUCUGAUAAUUUGGAUAUGACUUUUGAGUAACAUUCAGCUGAAUGUGUAAAAUUUUAACAGUUCUGGCAUGUGCUGUUGAGGGGGGAAAACCUUACUUUGCAAUAAACUCAUAAUUUUGUCAUGCUAAUUGCCUCA
Prinia subflava (tawny-flanked prinia) is the source of this 2609-nucleotide messenger RNA. It is a transcript of the gene NADSYN1, whose product is annotated as NAD synthetase 1. The transcript has 21 exons. Bases 69 to 2192 code for a protein of 707 amino acids. Gene Ontology annotation, cellular component: cytoplasm. The record is from RefSeq and is a predicted model, not a curated record. Lineage: Eukaryota; Metazoa; Chordata; Aves; Passeriformes; Cisticolidae. Gene Ontology annotation, molecular function: ATP binding; glutaminase activity; NAD+ synthase (glutamine-hydrolyzing) activity. Gene Ontology annotation, biological process: NAD+ biosynthetic process.